Messenger RNA from Stegostoma tigrinum, 4379 nucleotides. RefSeq names its product poly [ADP-ribose] polymerase tankyrase-2-like. Gene Ontology annotation, cellular component: nucleus; cytoplasm. Bases 125 to 3736 code for a protein of 1203 amino acids. Lineage: Eukaryota; Metazoa; Chordata; Chondrichthyes; Orectolobiformes; Stegostomatidae. Gene Ontology annotation, molecular function: protein binding; NAD+ poly-ADP-ribosyltransferase activity. The transcript is spliced from 26 exons. Gene Ontology annotation, biological process: innate immune response. The record is from RefSeq and is a predicted model, not a curated record.
CACGUGACGCUGGCCGUUGCUUGCGCGCGGGACAAAAGGCUGGGGGGGAGCUCGAGCUGCUCCUGCUGAUGGUUUGUGGUGGGGGGUGGGGCGCAGAACAUCACGUCUCCCUUUACCUGCUUCCAUGGCGUCUCGUCGCUGCCCCGGAGUGGCAGGUUCCUCUUCCUCCAGCUCGGGGGAGCAUCGAUCGACUUCGAUAUCAGCUCAUCCUGACCCGACCAGAGUGCUGUUCGAGAGUUGCAGGAACGGGGAUGUGGUCCGGGUGAGGAGACUGCUAAGGGCUGACAAUGUGAACGCCAGGGACACGGCAGGGCGCAAGUCGACCCCUUUGCAUUUUGCUGCGGGAUUUGGACGGAAGGAUGUAGUUGAAUUUUUGCUACAGAGUGGUGCCAAUGUCCAUGCAAGAGAUGAUGGAGGCCUUAUUCCUCUGCAUAAUGCUUGUUCAUUUGGGCAUGCAGAAGUUGUCAAUCUGUUGCUGUGUCAUGGUGCUGAUUCUAAUGCUCGGGAUAAUUGGAACUACACACCUCUCCAUGAGGCUGCUAUCAAAGGCAAAAUUGACGUAUGCAUAGUGUUGCUGCAACAUGGGGCUGACCCUCAUAUUCGGAAUGCAGAUGGAAGGACAGCAUUAGACUUAGCUGACCCGUCUGCUAAAACUGUAUUAACAGGUGAAUACAAAAAGGAUGAACUGCUGGAAACUGCAAGGAAUGGAAAUGAAGAAAAGUUGAUGUCCCUUCUUACACCAUUGAAUAUAAACUGCCAUGCAAAUGAUGGUAGAAAGUCUACCCCACUUCAUCUAGCAGCAGGAUAUAAUCAUGUUAAGAUUGUACAGCUGUUGCUUCAGCAUGGUGCUGAUGUCCAUGCAAAGGAUAAAGGAGACUUGGUACCUCUUCACAAUGCCUGUUCCUAUGGUCAUUAUGAAGUUACAGAACUUUUAGUUAAGCAUGGUGCCUAUGUGAAUGCCAUGGACCUCUGGCAGUUUACUCCUUUGCAUGAGGCUGCCUCCAAGAACAGAGUAGAAGUAUGUUCCUUAUUGCUGAGCUAUCGUGCUGAUCCAACACUACUAAACUGCCAUUCUAAAAAUGCCAUUGAUUUGGCUCCUACACCACAACUAAAAGAACGAUUAGUAUAUGAGUUCAAAGGACAUUCAUUAUUACAAGCUGCCAAAGAAGCAGAUGUGACCUGUGUAAAAAAGCAUCUGUCUUUAGACAAUGUGAAUUUCAAGCAUCCUAGGACACAUGAGACUGCAUUGCAUUGUGCUGCUGCUUCUCCAUAUCCAAAACGAAAGCAAGUGGCUGAGUUUUUAUUAAGAAAAGGGGCAAAUGUCGAUGAAAAGACAAAAGACUUUUUGACACCCCUCCAUGUGGCAUCCGAAAAAGCCCAUAAUGAUAUUAUCGAAGUGCUUAUAAAAAAUGAUACCAAGGUGAAUGCCUUGGACAGACUUGGUCAGACACCUUUACAUAAGGCUGCACAAUGUGGUCAUCAUCACACAUGUCGCUUGUUGCUGAAUUCUGGAUCUGACUCAUCAAUACUGUCAAUUCAGGGUUUAACAGCAUUACAGAUGGGUAAUGAAAGCAUGCUGCAGAUUUUACAAGAAGGUGCCAUGGCUGGAAACUUUGACACUAAUCGACAGUUACUGGAAGCAGCCAAAGCUGGAGACUUAAGUAUAGUCAAGAAACUCUGUACACUUCAGAAUGUAAAUUGCAGAGAUGUCGAAGGUCGCCAGUCUACUCCUCUCCACUUUGCAGCUGGCUACAACAGAGUAUCUGUCGUUGAGUAUUUGUUGCAAAAUGGUGCUGAUGUUCAUGCCAAAGACAAAGGGGGAUUAGUUCCAUUGCACAAUGCAUGUUCCUAUGGACAUUUUGAAGUGACAGAACUCCUUGUCAAACAUGGUGCAGUGGUCAAUGUAGCUGAUUUGUGGAGGUUUACUCCUUUGCAUGAGGCUGCAGCCAAGGGAAAAUAUGGUAUUUGUAAGCUUUUAUUGCUGCAUGGUGCUGAUCCAACCAAGAAGAAUCGAGACGGAAAUACUGCCCUUGAUCUGAUAAAGGAUGGAGACACUGACAUUCAAGACCUCCUGAGUGGAGAUGCUGCUUUACUUGAUGCUGCAAAGAAGGGUUGCCUGACCAGGGUGAAAAAAUUGUGUACAACAGACAGUGUUAACUGUAGAGACUCCCAGGGCAGACAUUCAACGCCUUUGCAUUUAGCAGCUGGGUACAACAGUCUUGAGGUUGCAGAAUAUUUGCUACAACAUGGUGCUGAUGUGAAUGCUCAAGACAAAGGUGGACUGAUUCCUUUACAUAAUGCUGCUUCAUAUGGGCAUGUGGAUGUAGCAGCAAUGUUAAUAAAAUAUAAUGCUUGCGUAAAUGCAACAGACAAAUGGGCUUUUACUCCCCUUCAUGAAGCAGCCCAGAAAGGACGGACGCAACUGUGCGCGCUAUUACUAGCACAUGGAGCUGACCCCACAAUGAAAAAUCAGGAAGGGCAAACACCAUUGGACCUAGUCACUGCUGACGAUGUCCGAGCCUUGCUGAUUGCUGCGAUGCCUCCUUUUGCCCUGCCACCUUGCUACAAGCCUCAAGCUGUUGUCAUUAAUACAUCCAAACCAACUGGAUCUGCAACCUCUUCAUUUCCUUCUGUUCCAUCAACUCCAGCAAAUCUGUCUGCUGCAAAUAACCUUGACAACCUUAAAACUAGUUUCUCUGAACAGGCUGCCAGUAGCAAUGUUUGUGGUGCAGAAGGAAUUGCUAGUUCAGGAAAAAAAGUUCCAGGAUUAGAAAUGACUAUGAAUCAGUUUUUAAGGAAUUUGGGCCUCGAACAUCUCUGUGAAAUAUUUGAAAGAGAACAGAUCACAUUAGAUGUAUUGGUUGAAAUGGGACACAAAGAGCUCAAAGAAAUUGGAAUAAAUGCUUAUGGGCAUAGACAUAAAAUCAUUAAGAGAAUUGAACAUGUAAUAGCUGGGCAUCAAGGCAUCAACCCAUAUCUAACCUUAAACACUUCCAGCAGUGGUACAAUUCUGAUUGAUUUGCUACCAGAAGAUAAGGAAUUCCAAUCAGUUGCGGAAGAGGUGAUCAUUCACUUUUAUAUGCUGCUAAAAAUACGCAGUGCCCAUUAUUUGCAGUGCCUUUUUUGGUUGAAUGUCAUAAACAUUUUACAGAUGCAGAGUACUGUGAGAGCGCACCGGGAUGGUGGCCAUGCUGGAGGAAUCUUUAAUAAAUAUAGUUUAUUGAAGAUUCAAAGGGUAUGUAAUAAAAGACUCUGGGAGAGAUAUAUACACCAAAGGAAAGAAGUAUCGGAAGAAAAUCACAACCAUUCAAAUGAAAGAAUGCUGUUUCAUGGCUCCGCCUUUGUAAAUGCUAUAAUUCACAAGGGCUUUGAUGAAAGGCACGCUUACAUUGGUGGAAUGUUUGGAGCUGGCAUAUACUUUGCUGAAAAUUCGUCGAAAAGUAACCAGUACGUGUAUGGAAUAGGUGGUGGUACUGGCUGUCCGAUACAUAAAGAUAGGUCCUGCUACAUUUGUCAGAGGCAAAUGGUAUUCUGCCGUGUUACACUAGGCAAGUCAUUUUUGCAGUUCAGUGCAAUGAAAAUGGCUCACGCCCCUCCUGGUCAUCAUUCUGUUACUGGCCGUCCCAGCGUGAAUGGAUUAGCGUUGGCAGAAUAUGUCAUUUAUAGAGGUGAACAGGCUUACCCAGAAUAUUUGAUAACCUAUCGAAUUGUGAAACCAGAGAAUUCAACUGAUUGAUACAGAAGUGUGCAUAUGACCGGAUUUUGUACUUGUGUGGGAUAUCCUGCACACCGCAUCCAUCACAUGCAACUAUACGCAUUUUAUCAAUGAAAAUAUUACAUUGUUGGUUUCUAAAUUGUGCAAUCCACACAGCUUUAAAUUCUGUCCAAAAUGAAUAACUUCUGAAAUUUGCCUUGCCAUGUUGCAGCAAAAUCCAUUCCAAAAGUCUGUCUCUUCUGUUAUAAAUUAACGCAGAUAGUUGAAAUUAUUGUAUCGAUACACCAGAAUACUGUUUCAAGAUAUAUCAUGGUAAAAUACAGUCUCUACAGAAUCUGGAAAAGAUUAACUGCUGCUCCACAUUAAUGUACCAUGACAUGUUUUUAUUGUAAAACUAUUGUAAAUAAGAAUUUUGUACUGGCUCAGUAACUUAUUUACACUUUUAUGUAAAUGUAUUGUUCUUAAGAUGCAAUGGCACCUAUAGUUAAGUAAUCGUUGACUUGGUUGAAGGUAUCACCAUACUGGAAAACAAGGUUUUUUUAAAACAAAACCAAAUCAAACCUCUGCUGUGCAAGGGCUGCUAUAAAGUGUCACACCAUUCAGUACAGAUGUGAAGUUGGCUAUUUGUUGAACAGAGAUGAUGAAAUAAAGAGUAGUGAUUUGA